AUGGCGAACUUCAGCCUUGGAACCGCAACCGUCUCAGACGCGAACGAGCUAGGCCACCUCAUGGCACUCGCGUACAAAAACGACCCUAUCCAACGAAACCUCCUGCCCUUUGCCCUCCGCGGUGACUACUGGGGUGCGUGGCUCGCGCAUGAUUUUGCACGUGCGGGGGAGGUGUAUUAUAAAAGUACCGAUGUGUCUAGCAGGGGACGGGAUUCUGAUGAAUUCUUAUCUAGUAAAAUCGUAGCUUUCGCCAAAGUCCGGUACCCGGGUCCUAUAGAUUCUAAAGGGGACUUUGAAGGAGAGCCGCCCGAGGGCACGGAUAUUCAGACAUUAGUGCACUGGUUCGAGCAAAUGGAUGCGUAUCAUGAGAAACACGCCAGUUAUGAGAAAGACUACUAUCUAAACGUCCUCUGUGUACACCCCUCAUACCAGCGGCUCGGCUUGGGUAAAAUGCUCCUAACGCGCUUCCUGGCUGAUGCGGACAAGGAGCACGCUAGAGUCUAUCUACAGGCUACGGAGCUUGGGCACCCGCUUUAUCUGAAGUAUGGAUGGGUGGAUAUUGAGGAUAUGGUUACGCAGACGCCAGAAGGCCCGGUGGUCUGGAAAUGUAUGAUGAGAGAGCCGGGAGAUGGGGCUAAGGGUAUAAUCUGA
Messenger RNA from Lachnellula hyalina, 651 nucleotides. RefSeq lists its product as uncharacterized. The record is from RefSeq and is a predicted model, not a curated record. Gene Ontology annotation, molecular function: acyltransferase activity, transferring groups other than amino-acyl groups. Bases 1 to 651 code for a protein of 216 amino acids. The transcript is spliced from 3 exons. Lineage: Eukaryota; Fungi; Ascomycota; Leotiomycetes; Helotiales; Lachnaceae.